Apus apus (common swift) is the source of this 5038-nucleotide messenger RNA. It is a transcript of the gene ARHGAP45, whose product is annotated as Rho GTPase activating protein 45. The record is from RefSeq and is a predicted model, not a curated record. Gene Ontology annotation, molecular function: GTPase activator activity. Lineage: Eukaryota; Metazoa; Chordata; Aves; Apodiformes; Apodidae. Gene Ontology annotation, biological process: signal transduction; activation of GTPase activity. Gene Ontology annotation, cellular component: membrane.
GCAGGGGCUCGGCUGCUCCGGCAAACAUGUUCUCCCGAAAGAAGCGGGAGCUGAUGAAAACCCCUUCCAUCUCCAAGAAAAGCCGGGCAGGAAGCCCUGUCCCACAGACCCUGCCGGAUCUCUCCCGCAAGGAUUGCCUGGAGGCGCCCGGUUCCGGCCUGGGGGAGCUGCCCCCAGCCAGCUCCAAGCUCAGCACCAGCCCCAGCACCGUGGGCACCCUCAAGCGCCCCAGCAGCCUCAGCCGUCAUGCCAGUGCCGCCGGCUUCCCCCUCCCCGCCGCCGGCCCCAGGGCCGUGCCCAAGGGCCACAAAACCCCCACGUCCUACAGCUCCAUGGAGGGCGGGGAGGGCCCCUUCAUCGACCCCGAGGACAUCUCCCAGCUGCUGGCGGACGUGGCCCGCUUCGCCGAGGCCCUGGAGAACCUGCGGGAUGUGGUGCUGCGGGAUGACCCCAAGGAGCCCCAGCGGCCACUGGCCCACGAGUGCCUGGGGGAAACCCUGCGCAUCCUGCGCCAGGUCAUCAACAAGUACCCGCUGCUCAACACCCUGGAGACCCUGACAGCUGCUGGGACCCUCAUCUCCAAAGUCAAGGGUUUCCAUUAUGAAUCCAACAAUGAGACGGACAAGCGGGAGUUUGAGAAGGCUGUGGAGACCAUCGCCGUAUCCUUCAGCAGCACCGUGUCUGAGUUCCUCAUGGGGGAGGUGGACAGCAGCACCAUCCUCUCCAUCCCACCCAGUGACCAGAACCAGACCAUGGAGAGCCUCUAUGGUGGGAUCCCAGGGCCUGGGGGAGAUGGCACCCUUGCAGGCAUGGAAAGCUACGACACGGGGCGCCCUCCAGCCGAGGAAGUGGAUGUGAUGCUGCAGCGCUGCGAGGGGGGGGUCGAUGCUGCCCUCCAGUAUGCCAAAAACAUCUCCAAGUACAUGAAGGACCUCAUUGGGUACCUGGAGAAAAGGACCAUGCUGGAGAUGGAAUUUGCCAAAGGGCUUCAGAAGAUGGCAAACAGCUGCAAGCAAACUAUCAGUCAGGAGGCCAACAUGCCUUUCCUGUCCAUCUACCUGCUGUCCCUGGAGCAGGACAUGGAGCACGGGACAUCAGUGCUGCAGGCUGCCAGCACUCUGCAGCACCAAACCUUCCUCCAGCCGCUGACCGUGAGGCGCCUCGAGCACGAGAAGCGGCGCAAGGAGCUGAAGGAGCAGUGGCACCGGGCACAGAGGAAGCUGCAAGAGGCAGAGGUGAACCUGCGCAAGGCCAAGCAGAUCUACAUGCAGCGCAGCGAGGAGCACGACAAGGCCAAGUACAUGGCUGUGAAAGCAGAAGAGGAGCAGCAGAACACCACGGGCAGCAUCACCACCAAAACCCUGGACAAGAAAAGGCGGCUGGAGGAGGAAGCCAAGAACAAGGCAGAAGAGGCCAUGGCCACGUACAGGACUUGUGUUGCAGACGCAAACACCCAGAAGCAGGAGCUGGAGGACACCAAGGUGAACUCCCUGCGGCAGAUCCAUGAAGUGAUCAAACAGAGUGACCAGGUCAUCAAGACGGCCACAAUCUCCUUCUACCAGAUCAUGCACAUGCAGACGGCUCCGCUGCCCGUCAACUUCCAGACGCUGUGCGAGAGCAGCAAGCUGUACGACCCGGGGCAGCAAUACGCCUCGCACGUGCGGCAGCUGCAGCGCGGGGACGAGCCCGACACCCAGUACGACUUCGAGCCCUACGUGUCACACAACGUCUGGUCCCCCUUUAGUCGCACACGGAAAGGCAGCUUCAGCACCACCGACUUCCCCCCCAGCGCCGAUGGGGGCGGCUCGGAGGGAGGAGCAGGAGCCAAGGAGCAGCCGAGCGGGGCCGGGGCGGCCGAGCGCAGAGGUGGGAGGGGACACCAGGUCCACAAAUCCUGGCCAACCUCUGUCACGGAAGGUGACAGCAGCCUGGGUCCAAACACAGGUGAAUUCAGCCCCAGACUCCAGCGACUGGCUUCCAAUGGCCCCGUGUCCUCCAGCGAGGAACUGGAGAAGGACGAGCCCUCUGCCACCUUCGAGCAGGGCAUCAACGGGAUCACCCCGGAGCUGGUGGCUCCAACAGGGCCUUUCCGAAACGUGGGCUUGUCCAAGGCUGCCCAGACCCACCGGCUGAGGAAGCUCCGCGCCCCGUCCAAGUGCCGGGAGUGCAACAGCUACGUUUACUUCCAGGGAGCAGAAUGCGAGGAGUGCUACCUGGCCUGCCACAAAAAGUGUCUGGAAACUUUGGCCAUCCAGUGUGGGCACAAGAAACUCCAAGGGAAGCUGCAGCUUUUUGGGCAGGACUUCAUGAAGGCCUCUCGGGGCAGCCCGGAUGGCAUCCCCUUCAUUGUCAAGAAGUGCAUCUCUGAGAUCGAGAAGCGGGCACUGAAAACCAAGGGCAUCUACCGAGUUAAUGGUGUCAAGACCCGCGUGGAGAAGCUUUGUCAGGCAUUUGAGAACGGGAAGGAGCUGGUGGAGCUGUCCCAGGCCUCCCCUCAUGAUAUCAGCAACGUCUUGAAGCUCUACCUGAGGCAGCUGCCAGAGCCCAUUAUGCCCUUCCGGAUGUACAACGAGCUGAUGGGGCUGGCCAAGGAGAGUCUGCAGGGCGGGGAGGCCAAGGCCAAGGGCGGAAAGGGUGGCCCUGCGCUGGUGGACAAAGGAGCUGACACAGACAAGGUGGUGGUGAACCUGGUGCUGAGGCUGAAGGAGCUGUUGAGGGACCUUCCCUGGGAGAACAUGGCCACGCUUCAGUACCUCCUGCAGCACCUGAGGAGGAUUGUGGAGGUGGAACAGGACAACAAGAUGACCUCAAGCAACCUGGGCAUUGUCUUUGGGCCAACACUGAUGCGCCCAAGGCCCACAGAUGCCACCAUCUCCUUGUCCUCACUGGUUGAUUAUCCCCACCAAGCUCGCAUCAUCGAGGCACUCAUCAUCUUCUACUCAACCAUCUUUGAGAACGAGGAGACAGCAGCCCUGCCCGACUCCAGAUUUGCCACAGACAGCAAGGAGGGGGCAGCCAGCUGCUCGGAUGGGGCCAACACAAGCUCCCAGCCCGCGGCUGCUCCCGGCAGCAUCCCCUACCUUGAGCUGCCCUCGGAGAAGGGGAAUUUGGGUUAUGGCACCGAGUCAUUCCCAGAGCCCGGGGACCGCUCCGUGGACUCCGACUCAGAGCUGGAGGACAGCGGGGAGCUGCUGGCUGCCACGGACGGGGACCCCCGGACCCGGCUGACCAAGCAGGAGAGCGAGACCAGCACAGACGACGCUCAGUUCUGCGACGACGGCAGCGAAGGGCAGCGGAGCCGCAGCUGCAGCCUGGGGCAGGCGGACGCGCCCCCGGGAGAGGAGCACAGCGACACAGAGGAAUUCCCGGAGAGCCCCCCCCGCUGCCACCGCCCGCGGCAACACAAACCAGUCCAACAACACCCCCCAGGCGAGGGGGCAGGACCCAGGGAGGCCCCAGGCGUAGGCAGAAAGCUGCGCGGUUGGAGGGGGCGGCCCCGGGGGUCGGUGUGGCAGCCGCAGGCAGGGCCGCGCUGGUCGUGGCUGCAGCUUUCACACAAAACCCCUGAGCCCCCCGGCUGCGGCGGGGAGGGGCUGCUGGGAGCCCCCCAUGCCCAGCAGCCCAUGGAGCACGUUCCUUGGGAAGGAGCCAGAGCAGAGCCCUCCCCUUGCCCGGGACCGGGAAGGAGCCCCGGGCUCUGCUGUGCCCGGGCUGGGGGGAGUCGGGUGGGAACCACCCAGAGCACCUUGCCCAGGCCCUGCCCGGGGCCGUUACCAUCUAUAACCGACCAGACCAGGCAGCCAGAACCUGGCUGUGAAUUCACCAGCUCUACAUUCCCCAGGGACACGGGGCUCACCCAGCACUGAGCCCUUCCCAGCUCUGACAGGGUCUGACUGGAACUUACGGGCAUUUUUCCGCUUGUGAGGAGCCACAGGAAGUGACCCACAGGCACAGAGCAGGCUCAGGGACAGGUGUGCCUGGCUGCAGGGUCCUGAGCAUCACCUGUUCUCUCAGGGGUGGGUUUUUGAUAGACAUUUGGUCUCCAAAAACCAAAGGAAUUCCAAGGCAGAGCUGGGCAAGAGCUGCCUCCUCCUCAGGACCCAUGGCCUGAGCCCAGGCCAGCAGGAGGGAACCUUCACCAUGGACCCCACUACCUCUGCUGGCAAAGGAACUGGGAAGCUUAGACAAGACCAAAGGAUUAUUUUUUUUAAAGCUACAAGAGUUUUCUGCACUGAAGCAUAGAAGAACAAGUAGAUUUUAAGCUUAGAAAGAGCCAAAAGCUGUUUCCUUCUGUUACCCUGCUUGUACCUGGGCUGUGUUCCUGCUGCCAGCACCGAGCCACUGGACCCCUGCCCCAGGAGACCAGGAGCUCCCACCUGGGGAUGGAGGUGCAGGAACCUCACACCCAAAGCUGGUUUGUAAGGAUUAGCCAGACCCUGAGAGGCCAGACACUGGACCAUCCCUGAGCACACGAGGCCUCACAGCUCCCAGGCUGGAGGGACAGUGAGGGGCCAGGGGGGGACUCCAGCCAGGGAAGCUGAGCAGGAGCAAUUCCAGCUGAAUAUUCACCCAGUGGCACGGGGGGUGGGGAGGAGUGGGUGUUAUUUGCAUCCCAUUACUGCAGAACUGGGCAAUCAGCCAGGGGUUUGACCCCUGAAGAGGAUUAGGAUAACAGAGCCCUCCUAAACUGGUGGGAAACACAUGCCAGCACGGCAGGUUCCAGGUACACAUCCCCAGAGAUCAUUCACAGUCAGUUUAUAACUGAGCCAAAGAAGAGCUUGAGGUACCUGCAAGACGUUCUGCUCCACAGCUCUUCACUGGAUGGGUGGGUUUUCCCAGCAGGUGGUUCCCAGCAGUGCAGCUGGUGCCAGGUCCAGGUGUGUGUGUGUGUGUGAGGGAUGGGAGCUGCACAGGGUCCCCAGGGAGCAGGGACCCGUGUCAGCCCAGCCUGGAGAGUGGAACGUGUUUGUCUUGAGGUGUCUGUGCUGCUGUGUGUCAUGCCAUGCUGUGUUCAGAUGGACAUGCUUCCAGAAAUAAU